ACUUCCUUGUUCGUCCUUACCUAUGCUAGUACAAAAAGUGAUAUGUAUGUAAUUAUUCAGACAAAUGAAUUACUAUAAAUGAUGAAAUGAAAGCUGGCCAUAGUUAUAUAUAUUAAAUCUAAAAAGUGGACAAUUUGGAAAGUAUUAUUAUGAUGUAGCCUCAUUAUGGUGUUAGACAUUAUGUCAGCUCCUAAGCUACCAGCCCGAGUUCCAUCACAGAGAGGGAGACCUUUACCGGAAACACCGAACAGUCCUUCGCAUUUGACAAAACAACAACCUUCACUUAAAAAUCGAGCCUUACCGCCACCUCCGGAACAAAAUGUGAACAGUUCUCCGAAUAAUCAUGUGAAUCCAACCACUCGUCGAGUUCCAGUACCGAACUCGUUAAACACAGGUGGACAAACUUUAAAUAAACGUCCUCUACCUCCGCCUCCUGCGGAGGACAGAUACGUGAGCAGUCCCGUUACACCACAUGAACAUAAUAGUGUUUCGACUUUACGCCGUGGAUUACCACCAGUGCCAAAUGAGUCAUUAACAAGUGAGUCUCAAAAACGACCGUUACCACCACCACCAACCAAUGAGACUAAAGCGCCUAUUCAACCAACCAAUCAGACAAUGCAUCAAAUUCCACCAAAUAUCAGAUCAUCACCUAAACAGACAGCUAAUGGAAAUGUACGAACUAGAUCACCGAAUUUAGUACCGAAUGCUUUAGCACUUCCACCUAAGUUACCAGCUAGGAAGUCAAGUGUUUCACAUAGCCAUGGUUCAUCUACGCCAGAUUUAGAAACACGUUUCCUGUUCCACGAUGUUAAAGAUUUUCCUCCACCUGAAGAAUAUCAGGGCCAGGAAAAGAAAUAUCCAAGUCAAUCCGAAACAAAUGUUAAAACCAGACGACGAAAAAGAACAUCGCCUAGAUAGCAACUGACGACACUAUAGUGUUACUUAAUAGACAGCUAUUAAAUUAUUUUUGAAUAUUAUUAAGAGUACAGCCCUUGCAGUUUAAAACAUUCGGUAACAUUAGUAUUGGAAGUAUACUAUAUGCAUAGUUCAAUACUAAUUACUUAUAAUUCGAAUUUCAUUUUACUAAUAAAAUCAUUUUAUAAUCAAGAAAACUAUCCAUUUUGUCUAUAAAACUAUAAAUCAUAUAAUAUUGAAACUGGAUUUUUAUUGAAUAAUAUUGUAUUCAAUUGGUUCUAAUACAUUGUAUGAUUAAGACUAUCAGUCAUUGUGGUUUUCUUAAAUGUCAGGAGCCAGGUAGCUUUAAAACAAAAAGUGAGUCUCUGUAAAUAGAAAAAAUCAUUUCUUCCUAAAUAGCACAUACGAAUGACAAAUUCUUUAUUUACAUGUCCAUGCUUUAGAUAUUAUAUUUAAAUUAAUAUAUAUGUAUAUAUAAAAUACGAAAUUUAUUAAUAAAAUCUUAAAACAGA
Messenger RNA from Mytilus trossulus (common blue mussel), 1427 nucleotides. Its product is annotated as WAS/WASL-interacting protein family member 1-like. NCBI's taxonomy places the organism in Eukaryota, Metazoa, Mollusca, Bivalvia, Mytilida, Mytilidae. The coding region runs from base 166 to 918 and encodes 250 amino acids. The transcript is spliced from 4 exons. The record is from RefSeq and is a predicted model, not a curated record.